AGAGAGGAUAUGGAGGAGAGGAGGUGAGGGGCAGAGGAACUUCUGGCUCAGGGAAGAUGGAGGCGUCGGCGGAGCCUCUUGUGCUGCUUGGAGGGUGGAAGCGGCUCCUGGGAGAAAAAGAGGAUGCCAAGAAGAGCACUCUGGAUAACAGAAUGAGAAGCUGCAUUAAAAUGCAAAACAAACCAUCAAUCAAAAUAUUUUACAUUUCCUCCAGAAAGUAUAAAAAACACUUCUCCUGCCUCAGCAGAGAGACAAAGGGAAGAAUAACAAGGCAUUGAGCUGGAAAAUAGAAUAUGUAGAACAUAAAAAGUCAAGGGCGAUAAUUUACACAUUCAGAAAAAGUAGGAAAUUGUCAGAAGUCGGUGGGAAGGAAAAGGUCCCUUGGAUGGCCAAAACUGGCAGGCAUUAACAAAAGCCUUUGUGGAAGGAAAGAGUGACUUGAAUCAAACAAACACCAGGUAAGCGAACAGAAACAUUGUUGACCUCAAGAAUCCAAGAAUAGCAGUGUUGCAAAACCCCCACAGACUGCCUAAUUGUGGGGAAAACAGAGAUUACAGAUCACAUCUGAUUUAUGCAUAAGUCGAUCCACCCAGUGAAAAGCCAUACAAAUGUUUGGAGUGCGGCAAAAGCUUUACUGAGAACAGGUUGCUCAUGAUUCAUGGAAGGACUCCUACCGAAGAGAAAUUCUACCAGUGUGCCCCAUGUGGCAAAAAAAAAUUAGCAGGUAAACCAAUCUGGUGAGAGACAAGAUGACUCACACAGGAGAGGGACCAUAUGAGUGUCUGUAUUGUGGGAAAAGUUUCAAUCAGAAAUCUGACCUGGUGAUACAUCAGAAAAACCACACAGGAGAGAAACCAUAUGAAUGUCCAGAUUGUGGGAAAAGUUUUCAGCAUAAUUCCAAGCUAGUGAUACACCAGAGGACUCACACGGGAGAGAAACCAUAUGAGUGUCUGUAUUGUGGGAAACGUUUCAGUCAGAAUUGCAACUUGGUGAAACACCAGAGAACUCAUACAGGAGAAAAACCUUAUGAGUGUGUGGAUUGUGGAAAAAGUUUCAAACAGAAUUCCAACCGGCUUGUACACCAGAGAACUCACGCAGGAGAGAAACCCUUUGAAUGUCCUGAUUGUGGGAAAAGUUUCAGUUAUAAUUCCAACCUUCUGAAACAUCAGAGGACUCACACUGGAGAUAAACCAUAUGAAUGUCCAGAUUGCAACAAAGAUUUCAACUGGAACUCCGACUUGGUGAAGCACCAGAAGACUCACACGGGAGAAAAACCAUAUGAGUGCCUGGAUUGUAGGAAAAGUUUCAGUCGGAAUUCCCACCUGGUGGAACACCAGAGAAUUCACACAGGAGAGAAACCAUAUGAGUGUCCUGAUUGUGGGAAAGGUUUCUCUCGGAAUUCCUAUCUAGUGGUACACCAGAGAAAUCAUACAGGAGAGAAAAUGUAUGAGUGUCAAGUGUGUGGGAAAAGUUUCAGUUGGAAGUCUGAACUGGUGAAGCACCAAAAGACUCACAAAGGGGAGAAACCAUUUCAGUGUCUGGAUUGUGGUAAAAGUUUCAAUUGGAAUUCUGCUCUGAUGAUACACCAGAGGACUCACACAGGUGAAAAACCGUAUGAGUGUCUUGAGUGUGGGAAAAGUUUCAUUCGAAAUUCUGACUUGAUGAUACACCAGAGGAUUCACACAGGAGAGAAACUGUAUGAGUGUCCGGAUUGUGGAAAAAGUUUCAGUCAGAAUUCUCACCUGGUUAUACACCAGAGGACUCACACGGGAGAGAAACCAUAUGACUGUAUGUAUUGUGGGAAAAGUUUCAGCCAUAAUUCCAACCGGAUGAAACAUCAGAGGACUCAUACAGGAGAAAAACCAUAUGAAUGUCUCGAGUGUGGGAAAAGUUUCAGUCAGAAUUCGUACCUGGUGAAGCACCAGAGAAUUCACACAGGAGAUAAACGAUAUGAGUGUCUCGAGUGUGGGAAAUGUUUCUAUCGGAAUUACGACUUGGUGAUACACUGGAGGACUCACACAGGAGAAAAACCAUAUGAGUGUCCAGAUUGUGGGAAAGAUUUCAGUAUUAGGUCUAAUCUUAUAAAUCAUGUUAGGUUACACACAGGGGAGAAACCAUUCAAAUGCUCAGAUUGUGAACAGUGUUUCACACGGAAUUCCUCUCUUAUCGCACAUAAGAAAUUCCACCUGAGGGAAAAUUUGAUGUGUGUAGAGGAAUCUUGAACUUCGUUUCUCAUUUCUUAUUGGAAGCCCAGCUGAGAAAUUACUAAUUUAAUUUCUUGCAUGAUUCUUUUUAGUCAAACAUGUCUUAGUAUCAAACAUGAAGGAGAUCUGAGCUUCCUUUCUCUGGCCCAGUGCGGCAGUUCCCUUUCAUGGAGUUGAGGGGAACUGCUGUGCUGAGCCAAAAAAAGUGAGUCUGUAUUAGGUGUGUUUGUCAUCUUGAAUUAUUUCUACAUAUAAAGGGGCAUAUAAACAUGUUUGCAUGUAUUUAUUUUUAUUAAGAAAAUCUAUAUAGCAGCCCAACUCAUCUGACUUGACACAGUUUACAGCAAUACAAUAAAAUCUUAAUACAGAAACCAAUAAACCCCAUAUAUUACAAAA
Messenger RNA from Pantherophis guttatus, 2600 nucleotides. RefSeq lists its product as uncharacterized. The record is from RefSeq and is a predicted model, not a curated record. Gene Ontology annotation, biological process: regulation of transcription by RNA polymerase II. Gene Ontology annotation, molecular function: DNA-binding transcription factor activity; RNA polymerase II cis-regulatory region sequence-specific DNA binding. Lineage: Eukaryota; Metazoa; Chordata; Lepidosauria; Squamata; Colubridae.